This is a messenger RNA of Oncorhynchus gorbuscha (pink salmon), 4280 nucleotides long. Its product is annotated as trinucleotide repeat-containing gene 18 protein-like. The record is from RefSeq and is a predicted model, not a curated record. Gene Ontology annotation, molecular function: chromatin binding. NCBI's taxonomy places the organism in Eukaryota, Metazoa, Chordata, Actinopteri, Salmoniformes, Salmonidae. The transcript is spliced from 17 exons. The coding region runs from base 714 to 4115 and encodes 1133 amino acids.
GUGUGUAAUGGUGUGUGUGUUCUCCACCAGGUCUUUAAGACUCGUCGUGUCGGUCUGUGUGACCAUGAGCAACUAGCCUGUGACCUGGACAGAGCUCUCUCCCUGUCCGUACUCAGUACCAGCGCCGGACGCCCUCUGACCCGGCGGGAGGAUGGAGGGUGAUCCCCUCGUCUGGAGGGAAACAGAAGGUUGGAGGUCAGAGGAAGACGGUUUCUCCUCCUCUUCCUCACUCCUCCUCUCAACGCUCCAGCUACGACUACAACUCUGACUCUGAAGAGGAUGUCCGCCGGGGGGGCUGUCACCCCUUCUCAGGGUUGCGACCCCACACAACCCCGCCCAGGAAGAGACCGUCCCCCUCCUCGUCCAAUCAGGCGGCUCGGGAGAGGAAACAGAAGCACUUAUCCCUCCUGCUGCAGGAGGCUGGGCUUAGCUCCUCCGACGACUCCUUCGAUCAAGAGUCCUCCACUGAGGAGGACGAUGAUGAGGAAGAGUCGUCGUGCUCUGAGGGGAGUGAGCUGGAGGAGAGUGGGUUGGGCCUGCUGGCCAGGUUCGCAGCCAGCGCCCUCCCGGUCAACCCCGUCCCCCUGCCCCGUCUCCACGACAACAAACACCGUAGCAGGCAAAGCAUUCUGGGUUCUGGUUCUGGUUCUGACCUGUGUCUGAGGAAGUUCCCCUCUCUGCUCCACGGGAAACGCUCCACUCCCGAACUCCCCAUGUUACCCCCGGCAACGCGCCACGGCGACCACACGAGCAACGAGACCUCGCCGGUUAAACGCAAGCCUCGCCCAUCUCCUCGGUCGCCCCGGAGAUUCACCUUUGACCCCGCCGGGGGACUAGGGGGAGGGGCUAGCGAGGAGGAGGGAUGGACACGCAGACGCAGCGAGAGGAUUUUCCUUCAUGAUGCCUCCACCAAUCAGAUCUCUCCCUCCAGUAAAGACCCUCCAAUCAGCACUAAACCCGCCCCCAGACCUAAAACCACACCCAGGGACGGGAAAGACUGGAAGAAGAAGAGGCUGAAGGACUCUCCCCUGACCCCGCCCUCUCUGUCUAGUCCAAUCACAGAGAGCCCGGUAGCCCCAACCCUCAGCCCUGCACGCAAGAGCCAAUCAAAAGCCAAGGCUAAACCCCGAGAGGCUCGUGGAGCGGUCAGUAGGCUGAUGAAGAGUAUGGAGGCUGAUGAAGACUUCGAACCCAGUCAGGACAGCAGCUUCUCUGAAGACGAUGGUCCUCCUCCGUCACACAGCAGUCUGGCUGAGAGGACCCUGUCUGCUCCGGUCCAGUGUGUGUUGGAUAAAGACUCUCUUCAGGAUGGUCUGAGGGUUCUGAUCCCCAUGGAUGAUCAGCUGCUGUAUGCUGGACACGUCAACACGGUACACUCCCCGGACAUUUACAGCGUGGUGGUGGAGGGGGAGAGAGGGAACAGACCUCAUAUCUACUGUCUAGAACAACUCCUGCAGGAGGCUAUUGUGGAUGUGAUGCCUCCAUCAGUCUGGUAUCUUCCUGAAGGCUGUCGUGUUGCUGCAUACUGGAGCCAGCAGUACCACUGUCUCUACCCCGGCACCGUAGUCAACGGAAGUUCAGACGGUGAUGACAGUGAUGACCUCAUCACGGUGGAGUUUGAUGACGGUGACACGGGUCGCAUCCCCCUCUCCCACAUCAGACUGCUGCCGCCUGACUACAAGAUACAGUGUGCUGAGCCCUCCCCCGCGCUGCUAGUGGCCAGCUGCUCCAGGAGGCGUGUCAGGAAGUGCAGCAAGGACACCAGUGAGACGACGCCUAAAACAGGGGACUCCGCCCCCAAGGGCAGAGGGAGACCUGCCAAGAAACCCAAACCCAAACCUGAGCCCCCAGUGAGCCCAGACCCCCGGGAGACGAUACCCCCCCCGGGACCCAGCCAGGCUCCAGACAGACCUCAGCUCCCCACCAGACCAGCCCAGGACAGGCCCUCCUCCUCCCAGAGGCCUGCUCAGGAAAGACCCCUGUCUGCCCCCAGGCCGGGACCAGGCCGACCCUCCAAGCCCACCAGCACACCCAGCCUGCCUGCCACCCCACGCAGCCAGAACCCUAGGAGACCCAGCCCAGCCUCUCCCAAGCCCCCCUCCCUCUACCACCCAGCUCCUUAUGGGAAGAUACUAAGGGUGGACCUGUACAGCCAACCCAACCUCACCUCUUGUAACGUCAGCACCCAACCGAACCCUAAAACCAACCCUAAGUCCAAACUCUCCCCUCCACUACUUAAACCCAACUCUACUUCCCCUAUCAUCAGACCCAAGCCUCUUCUACCUAACCCUAAAACUAACCCUAAGUCCAAACUCUCCCCUCCACUACUUAAACCCAACUCUACUUCCCCUAUCAUCAGACCCAAGCCUCUUCUACCUAACCCUAAAACUAACCUUACCUCCGUACCAAAAUCCAAACCUAGACCUAACUCUACAGCAGAACUCCCAGAAGUCCCUGCAGCUAACUUUAGUCCUGAUCACAACAUACCCAGAACCGCUCCCAAAGCAAUCUCCAGACCCAAACAGAACCAUAACAAACCCAGGCUCACCCUGGAUCCUUCUACCAGGCCCAGAACCAGCCCUGGGUCCAGCUCCAGUACCUCCAAACCUAGAACCAGCCCCGGGCCCAGCUCCAGCACCUCUAAAACCAGAACCAGCCCUGGGCCCAGCUCCAGUACCUCUAAACCCAGAACCAGCCCUGGGUCCAGCUCUAGUACCUCUAAACCCAGCCCCGGGCCCAGCUCCAGUACCUCUAAACCCAGAACCAGCCCUCUGCCCAGCUCCAGUACCUCUAAACCCAGACCCAGCUCAGACCUCUCUGCUGUCAGAUCCAGACCGGACCCUAGCACCUUUAUUCCAGGUAUCUCCAGACCCAGGCAUGUCCCGGGGAGGGCGGGGUGGGAGGGCAGGGCGGGGUGCGACAUGGGCACCAAGAAGACCAAGGCUCUGAUGCUGCUGGAGGCCAGGGGCUUACGGCAAGACCACACACCCCUCUCCACGGCCGCAGCCAGCCAGAAGCCGGCGAGGGUAAAGGGGAGGGCUCCGGAGAGCGAAGCGGGGCUGCUGGAGGCCAAGGGCUUACGGCAAGAACACACACCCCUCGCCACGGCCGCAGCCAGCCAGAAGCCGGCGAGGGUAAAGGGGAGGGCUCCGGAGAGCGAGGUGGGGCUGCUGGAGGCCAAGGGCUUACGGCAAGAACACACACCCCUCGCCACGGCCGCAGCCAGCCAGAAGCCGGCGAGGACCCCACAGGAGGAGGUGGAGGAAGAGAAGGAGGAAGAGGAAGAAACUAAGAAGUUGAAAAAGGCGGAAGAGGAAGAGGAGGAAGAAGUAUUAGAAGAAGAUCAAUCUCCCUCCUCUCCUCCCUCGUCUAUCUCCCCAUCCACCAAGCCAGCCAGGCCCCGGGGUCGUCCAGCCCGGCAGAAGUCCCAGGGUGGUGUGGGGUCGGUGGGCAGACCACGGCGCAGGGAGGGGGCCCACCUCCCCACCACCAAGGAGCUGGCUAAGAGACAGCGAUUACCGAGCGUAGAGAACAGACCCAAGAUCUCUGCCUUCCUGCCUGCCAGACAGCUCUGGAAGUGGUUUGGGAAUCCCACACAGAGGCGUGGUAUGAAAGGGAAGGCUAAGAAGCUGUUCUACAAGGCCAUCGUGCGGGGGAGAGAGAUGAUUGGUAUCGGGGACUGCGCCGUGUUCCUUUCGGCCGGCCGACCCAACCUGCCCUUCAUAGGGAAGAUCCAGAGCAUGUGGGAGAGCUGGGGAUCCAACAUGGUGGUCAGAGUCAACUGGUUUUAUCACCCGGAAGAGACCAACCCUGGCAAGAAACUACACGACAAGAAGAACUGGGAUCAGAUGUCUGGUCAGUCUCUUCCUUCAUCUCUGCUCUCCUCUAAUCAGAGGAAAGACUUCAUGGAGCGGGCUCUGUACCAGUCGUCCCACAGCGAUGAGAACGACGUUCAGACAGUCAGUCACAAGUGUCUAGUGGUCAGCGUGUCGGAGUACGAAACCAUGACUCUGACGCGUCGCUACGCCGACAGCCAAGACCUGUACUACCUGGCCGGGACAUACGAACCCACCACGGGUAUGAUCUACAACACGGACGGAGUCCCCAUCAUCUGAUGAACGACACGCUAACGACACGCUAACGACACCAGACCCUGACCUUGACCCGACCAACGCCAAGGUCGAUCCGGUCAACUCAUAACGUUUGAUCCAACGAACGAAGACCACCUGAGAGAGACUACAGACCGUAUUCAACGAACGAAGACCACCUGAGAGAGACCA